Paramisgurnus dabryanus is the source of this 2251-nucleotide messenger RNA. RefSeq names its product chitinase, acidic.2 (gene chia.2). Lineage: Eukaryota; Metazoa; Chordata; Actinopteri; Cypriniformes; Cobitidae. Gene Ontology annotation, cellular component: extracellular region. Gene Ontology annotation, biological process: carbohydrate metabolic process. Gene Ontology annotation, molecular function: chitin binding; hydrolase activity, hydrolyzing O-glycosyl compounds. The record is from RefSeq and is a predicted model, not a curated record.
GUACAAAGGUGUUUUUUUUACACACUAAUGUCUUUUAGUCCAUAGUUUACAUGAGAUACCAUAUCUUAGUUGUCUCAAUAAAUCAUCCCAACUUUGUUCUAAACCUAUUUAAACUCCAGGGUCAUUAUGCACUUUUCACUUCUAUACGUGCCGGAGGAACCCCAGGUAUGUCAUAAUCUGAAAACUGUUUUGAGGAUGAAACUUUAUAUAUUUCUUUUAUAAGUCUAAAUGUAAUAACAAAAAUUCUUUGUUACAGUAAAUGUAAAGUGAGAUCAGAUGGGAAAACUUACACUCUUAGCAGGCAUUGCCUUGGCAUUUUGCCACUGUGCAUUCUCCAUGGAAAUGGGCUGCUACUUCACAAACUGGUCCCAGUACAGACCUGGAAUUGGAAAGUAUACACCUGCAAAUGUCGACCCCUUCCUGUGCACACACCUUUUUUAUGCUUUUGCAAUGAUUAACCAUGCCAAUGAGCUUGUCACCUAUGAGUGGAAUGAUGAGACCCUCUACAAGUCCUUCAAUGACCUCAAGAAUAGAAAUCCAAGUCUUAAGACCCUUUUAGCGAUUGGUGGAUGGAACUUUGGUUCAACACAGUUCUCCAUCAUGGUGUCCACUCCUGGAAACCGUCAAAAGUUUAUCCAGUCUUCCAUCAGCUUUCUGAGAACUCAUGGAUUUGAUGGUAUGGACUUAGAUUGGGAAUAUCCAGGAUCAAGAGGAAGUCCACCUGAAGACAAACAAAGAUUUACACUGCUGUGCAAAGAACUUAUUGAAGCCUAUGAGGCUGAGGGCAGAGCUACAGGCAGACCAAGACUACUGCUGAGUGCUGCAGUGGCAGCUGGCAAGGGGACAAUUGAUGCUGGAUAUGAGAUUGCAGAGAUUGCCAAAUACCUGGACUUUAUCAAUGUGAUGACAUACGACUUCCAUGGAACUUGGGAAAGAUUCACAGGACACAACAGUCCUUUGUAUCAAGGGUCUGCAGAUGAUGGAGAGCUGAUAUAUUUCAAUACCGAUUUUGCUAUGAACUACUGGAAGGACCAGGGUACCCCCGUGGAGAAACUCAGAAUGGGUUUCGCAACAUACGGUCGUACCUUCCGUCUGACGACUUCAGAAACUGGAGUUGGAGCUCCAGCUAGUGGACCUGCUUCAGCUGGAACCUACACCCGUGAGGCUGGAUUCUGGGCUUACUAUGAGAUCUGUGGCUUCCUACAAGGAGCAACCAUUAAUUGGAUUAAUGAUCAAAAGGUGCCAUAUGCCGCAAAGAACAAUGAGUGGGUUGGAUUUGACAGCAAGGACAGCUAUGAAAUUAAGGUCAGUUAUCUAAAAGACAAAAAGUUUGGAGGAGCCUUCGUGUGGGCACUUGAUCUGGAUGAUUUUGCCGGACAGUUCUGUGGACAGGGGAAUAAUCCUCUCAUGGGCCAUCUGCGCAAUCUUCUGGAUAUUCCAGUGCCACCAACCCCCUCAACCACCACCCGUGAUCCCAAUCAGACAACCAUCACUACUAAACCAACAACCACAACUACCACUCAUGCACCAGGACCAGGAUUCUGUAAUGGAAAGCCAGAUGGACUCUAUGGUAACCCUGAAAAUCCAGCCCAAUUUUACAACUGUGCAGGAGGUAACACAUACCUGAGUCAAUGUGCUUCGGGCACUGUGUUUAAUGACAGCUGUAGGUGCUGUUCUUGGCCCUAACCUCUAAGUGAAUGUUCAACCUUAUGAAGAGAUUAUGACACUUAAAGAAACCUCCAUGAACUAUGAAAUGGAAAAAUGUAUGUCAUAUAUAAAAAUGCUGGUGUAGAGACUCCCUCUUGAGUAUGUUAAGCCUAUUUUGAAGGUGUUUUUAAAUUUUGUGUAAGCUCCUUUUUCAUGUUUGUUAAAAGUAUAUAAAUAAAAUACAAACCCGAACGGCCAUCUAUUAAACUUAUAUGAACAUAUGCAAUGUAUGUAAAUGUAAUGUAUGCAAAUACAGUCAGCUCUUAAAGCAUCAUUAAAAAGCAUCAAUUUUCAUGUUUUUUUAAUAUCAAACAAUUAUUGUCAUCAAGGUCUGCCAUGACUGAAAGUGAGAUAAAGUUAAACCCAAGUUCAAUUUAUUAACUUGUUAAAUUAAAUAAUAAAAAAACAUAAAGAUCAAAAUAUAUAUAAAUAUAUAUUUAUUUAAAUAUAUACAGAAACAGGUUUUUUUGAAAAAUGGUUGAAAUAUACAUUUGUUCUGUGUUGAGUACAUUUAUCAUUAAAUAAACAAGUUGACUGAUAAAGA